UUGGGGACAGUCAAAAGCAGAGGCUUAAGGAGCUGCUUGGGGGAGACUAGGAGCAAGCAGACCAAGGCCUGGCUGGGACUUGGGGGGAGGACACAUGGAGCGGUCCCAGUCCCAGCGGCAUGGAGGGGAACAGAGCUGGUGGGGCAGUGCUCCCCAGUACCAGUACAUGCCCUUUGAACAUUGUACCAGUUAUGGACUGCCCUCAGAGAAUGGGGGCCUUCAGCACCGGCCCCGAAAGGACAUGGGUCCCAGGCACAAUGCCCACCCAACACAGAUAUAUGGCCAUCACAAAGAACAAUAUUCAUAUAAGGCACAGGAUGGGGGAAUGCCCAAGAAGAUGGGCUCCAGUUCUACCAUGGACAGCUUGGAUGAGGACCACUAUUCUAAAUGUCAAGACUGUGUCCAUCGCCUGGGACGUGUACUGAGAAGGAAGCUGGGGGAAGAUUGGAUCUUUCUUGUGCUCCUGGGCCUCCUGAUGGCUCUAGUCAGCUGGUGCAUGGACUAUGUUAGUGCCAAGAGCCUUCAGGCCUACAAGUGGACCUAUGCCCAGAUGCAGCCCAGCCUUCCUCUACAGUACCUGGCCUGGGUCACCUUCCCACUUAUCCUUAUCCUCUUCAGUGCCCUCUUUUGCCAACUCAUCUCUCCCCAGGCUGUGGGCUCUGGAAUCCCUGAGAUGAAGACAAUUCUUCGUGGUGUUGUCUUGAAGGAAUACCUCACGCUCAAGGCCUUUGUAGCCAAGGUGGUGGCCUUGACAGCUGGACUGGGCAGUGGCAUCCCUGUGGGAAAAGAGGGUCCCUUCGUUCACAUCGCCAGCAUCUGUGCUGCUGUCCUCAGCAAGUUUAUGUCCAUGUUCUCUGGUGUCUAUGAGACCGUGCCUGGGCAGCUUGAUCUCCUGGUGCCAGCCUGUGCAGUGGGCGUGGGAUGCUACUUUGCAGCCCUUGAUGGAGCAGCCAUACUAUUACACUGACAUCCUGACAGUGGGCUGUGCUGUGGGGGUCGGUUGCUGUUUUGGAACACCACUUGGAGGAGUCCUGUUUAGCAUCGAGGUCACUUCUACCUACUUUGCUGUUCGGAAUUACUGGCGAGGAUUCUUUGCAGCCACAUUCAGUGCCUUUGUGUUCCGUGUCCUGGCCGUGUGGAACAAGGAUGCUGUCACCAUCACUGCUCUCUUCAGAACGAAUUUCCGAAUGGAUUUCCCCUUUGACCUGAAGGAACUCCCAGCUUUUGCUGUCAUUGGGAUUUGCUGCGGGUUCUUGGGAGCUGUUUUCGUUUAUCUGCAUCGCCAAGUCAUGCUCGGUGUCCGAAAGCACAAGGCUCUCAGCCAGUUUCUUGCUAAGCACCGCCUGCUAUAUCCUGGAAUUGUUACCUUUGUCAUCGCCUCACUCACAUUCCCACCAGGAAUGGGUCAAUUCAUGGCUGGAGAGCUGAUGCCCCGUGAAGCUAUCAGUACCCUCUUUGACAACAACACAUGGGUAAAGCACAUAGGUGACCCCCAAAGCUUGGGCCAGUCAGCUGUGUGGAUUCACCCCCAGGUCAACGUGGUCAUCAUCAUCCUUCUCUUCUUCGUUAUGAAGUUUUGGAUGUCCAUUGUGGCCACCACCAUGCCCAUACCCUGUGGAGGCUUCAUGCCUGUCUUUGUGCUAGGAGCUGCAUUUGGAAGGCUGGUGGGAGAGAUCAUGGCCAUGCUAUUCCCUGAGGGUAUCUUAUUUGACGAUAUCAUCUAUAAGAUCUUACCUGGGGGCUAUGCAGUAAUUGGAGCAGCAGCUUUGACAGGGGCUGUCUCCCACACAGUCUCCACAGCUGUCAUUUGCUUCGAAUUAACCGGUCAGAUUGCUCACAUCCUGCCCAUGAUGGUGGCUGUUAUCUUGGCCAACAUGGUGGCUCAGAGUCUGCAGCCCUCCCUCUAUGACAGCAUCAUCCAGGUCAAGAAGCUUCCCUAUUUGCCAGACCUUGGUUGGAACCAGCUCAGCAAAUUUACAAUUUUUGUUGAGGACAUCAUGGUACGUGAUGUGAAGUUCGUUUCAGCUUCUUGUACAUACGGGGAACUGAGAAACCUACUCCAGACCACCACAGUCAAGACUUUACCAUUGGUUGACUCCAAAGAUUCAAUGAUCCUGCUGGGCUCUGUGGAACGCUCAGAACUGCAGUCCCUCCUGCAGCGCCACCUGUGUGCAGAGCGAAGGUUGAAGGCUGCCCAGGACAUGGCUCGAAAGUUAUCAGAGCUGCCUUAUAACGGCAAGGCUCAGCUGGCUGGGGAGUGGCAUCCUGGUGGUCGACCUGAGUCCUUUGCCUUCGUAGAUGAGGAUGAAGAUGAGGACCUCUCCAGGAAGAUGGAGGUUCCACUGACUCCAACUCCCCCCCCUCCUUCUCCUCCUCCUCCACCACCCCAGUUUCCUAUUGCUCCAUCAUACCCUGAAGAGCCUAAUGGGCCACUGCCCAGCCAUAAACAGCCACCUGAAGCCUCAGACUCUGCAGAUCAAAGAUCAUCCAUCUUCCAGCGCCUGUUGCACUGCUUACUGGGCAAAGCUCACUCCAAAAAGAAGAAAAUAACACAGGAUUCAACAGAUUUAGUGGAUAACAUGUCACCUGAAGAGAUUGAGGCCUGGGAGCGGGAGCAGCUGAGCCAGCCUGUGUGCUUUGAUUGCUGCUGCAUCGACCAGUCUCCCUUCCAGCUGGUGGAGCAGACAACCCUGCACAAGACUCAUACACUUUUCUCACUUCUUGGCCUCCAUCUUGCCUAUGUGACCAGCAUGGGGAAGCUCAGAGGUGUCUUGGCACUAGAAGAGCUACAGAAAGCUAUUGAGGGUCAUACCAAAUCUGGGGUGCAGCUUCGCCCUCCACUUGCCAGCUUCCGGAAUACAACUUCAAUUCGGAAGAGUCCUGGGGGGCCACCCCCUCCUGCAGAGGGCUGGAAUGUGCCUGAGGAUGGAGAAGGGGCUCCUGGAAGAGAAGUCAUGGUUCCUACCAUGCCAGAGACUCCUGUCCCACCACCAUCGCCAGAGGUCCCUUCCUGCCUGGCCCCAGCCAGAGUGGAGGGUGAGCUGGAGGAACUGGAGAUGGUGGGGAGCCUAGAGCCUGAGGAGGACCUGGCUGACAUCUUGCAUGGCCCCAGUCUGAGGUCCACUGAUGAGGAAGAUGAGGACGAGCUGAUCCUGUGAACAACCCCCUUCACGCUUUCUUCUUAAAAACCAUAGGGCCCAUGUCAGAGAGUGGACUUGUAUGUGAUAUGGGGAGGCCUCCACGUCAUCUUGUUCCUACCACCACUGUGAAAGGUGAUGGUGAUGAUCUUAAGGAGAACUUGAUCUUGGAAAGGGAAGAAUUUGGGUCCAUCAGACCUUCCCCCCGCCCCCAUUUCCAUGCUUAAAGGACUCUAUGUUUUCCUGCUGUGCAGGUUCAGUCCCUAUCACUCUAAAGCCCCACAGUUCCCAGUGUUGUUCAGUCACCAUCCUGGCCCUGCCUGUCUAUAUUCAGUUUCCAUAUGGAGUAGGUGAGUGGAGGCCCAGAUUGGAUGAAUCUGCAAGUGUCACAUUGGAAGGGAAUGUGGGACCACAAUAUCGCCAUGUGGAUUGACCACCCUAAAAUGUGCCCCCAAGUCUGCCAGCCCUGUGUGCACUCCAAAAUCUGUCCUAGACCCCAUCAGUGUUGCCAUUUCUGUGUCCAGGCCAAACCCACAUCAGGGCUGAAAAAGCCAACCCUUGUUUCCAAGGAACCAAGUGCAGUUCCCUGGAAAGAGGUUGAGGAAAGCUCUGUGUGGAGAGGCAGGUGUCAGACCCCUACAGCAGAGAGCUCUAGUCCUAGUUCUGCCUAGUUCUGUGUUACACCUAGAACAUGCUUAUUUCCUUUUGCCCCCCUGCAGUGGCUAACUUAGCCUGCCAAGAGUCAUCUCUGUCUUGGGGCCACUCUUUCUAGAGCUCCUCCCAAAGCACACCAAGGCUUUCAUGCAGCAAUGGGGAAUGGAGAUUCCAGUCCUUUAUAAUAGCUCCUUGCACCCUUUACUUGGCAAGCUUUAGUUUACUCCACUCUUAGAGGACUCCCAUCAUUUUCCUUCCAAACCAGCAAGGAGCUUGAUAGCCAUGCUGUACAGCAUUAGCCUGCUUAACCUAGAACCAUAUGCCAGGUGCUGUGGGCAUUCAGACUCUGCUCCAUUUGUGGGCUCUUUCUGUCCCUCACUGUAUACUUUUAGCUCUGUAGCUGAGCCCUCAUAUAUUCUCCCAGUUCUGGCCCUCCCCCCCCCCAUUCCCAGGUUUCUUCUGUCCCCCAAAUAAGACACUCAUAGUCAGAGGAUGACACCACAUCUGUUUAGUGUUGUUCCACACAGCCUCUGGCCUUCUCCAACAUGGGCUCCUUCCACCACCCCAGGCUGACAUUGAGGCCUAGGUAGGAGCAUUAGCAGGGGGCUUCCAAGCCCAUGCCCAUGUGUAUAUAAUCUAUAAUACUUAUAUAUAUUUAUAUAGAAUUCUCUCUGUAAUAUAUGUCAUAGACUCCUUCCUGGGCCUGGGGUGAGGGUUUCACAUUAAGAAAACAUGCUAAGACUGACCAUAAAAAUGGGUAUUUCUCAGACCUGGAAGACAGAGUGUGGGAUAUACAUGGACAAGGGUAAGAACUUGUCCUUCACGAUUCCCUUCUUAACACAAGGAAAAGAAGGGAGGUGUGUGGGCUGGGGAGGCAAUGGAAGGGAAGGGAUCGAAGGUUUGGAUUUUCAUUUAAUAAAGUCAAUUGAAAA
This is a messenger RNA of Mus pahari (shrew mouse), 4723 nucleotides long. RefSeq names its product chloride voltage-gated channel 1 (gene Clcn1). The transcript has 24 exons. The coding region runs from base 864 to 3158 and encodes 764 amino acids. Gene Ontology annotation, molecular function: voltage-gated chloride channel activity. The record is from RefSeq and is a predicted model, not a curated record. Lineage: Eukaryota; Metazoa; Chordata; Mammalia; Rodentia; Muridae. Gene Ontology annotation, cellular component: membrane. Gene Ontology annotation, biological process: chloride transport; transmembrane transport.